AUGGGCCACCAGUCUUCUGACGUCCACAGGGCCCCCAGUCUUCUAACGUCCACAGGGCCCCCAGGCCCCCAGUCUUCUAACGUCCACAGGGCCCCCAGUCUUCUAACGUCCACGGAGCCGCCGGCUGGUCUGGCCCCCCAGUCUUCUAACGUCCAAGGGGCCCCCAGUCUUCUAACGUCCUCUGGGCCCCCAGGCCCCCAGUCUUCUAACGUCCACAGGGCCCCCAGUCUUCUAACUUCCACGGAGCCGCCGGCUGGUCUGGGCCCCCAGUCUUCUAACGUCCACAGGACCCCCAGUCUUCUAACGUCCUGGCCGACGGCUGGUCUGGGCCCCCAGUCUUCUAACGUCCACAGGGCCCCCAGUCUUCUAAGGUCCACGGGCCCCCAGUUUUCUAACGUCCACAGGACCCCCAGUCUUCUAACGUUCACAGGGCCGCCGGCUGGUCUGGGCCCCCAGUCUUCUAACGUCCACAGGGCCCCCAGUCUUCUAACGUUCACAGGGCCCCCAGUCUUCUAA
Messenger RNA from Physella acuta, 516 nucleotides. RefSeq lists its product as uncharacterized. The record is from RefSeq and is a predicted model, not a curated record. NCBI's taxonomy places the organism in Eukaryota, Metazoa, Mollusca, Gastropoda, Physidae.